Molecule: messenger RNA, 3867 nt
Organism: Neolamprologus brichardi
Lineage: Eukaryota; Metazoa; Chordata; Actinopteri; Cichliformes; Cichlidae
Gene: klf5a
Product: Kruppel like factor 5a
Biological process (GO): regulation of transcription by RNA polymerase II
Molecular function (GO): RNA polymerase II cis-regulatory region sequence-specific DNA binding; DNA-binding transcription factor activity, RNA polymerase II-specific
Source: RefSeq, a predicted model, not a curated record
ACACUGGGGCCGCUCCGCCCUGCGAACGCCAGAUAGAAAACUGUCUGUGGGCCGGAGCAGAGGGAUGAAACAAGUGGAAGGAGAUGUAGCCGACAGGCACACAUUAAUUACUCUAACGCACGCACUACACCUCGUCGGCUCCACUCCUUUCUCGGUACGCUGUAGCAUCCUCCUCUUUGCAUAAUAACACACGGCAAGCGAUCGUUUUUGCGGCGCUGCGUCGGAGCUUCAUGGCCGCAACACUCACGAUGAGCGGCGGCGUGCAGGAGGAUCCCUUCUACCCGCUGCAGAAGGCGAGUCUGCCCGCUGGGUUCCCCUUGGAGGACUCGGCGUUGUUCGGCUUGGAUUGCAAGAUCACCGAAGCAGACAAGGCUGGACAAAAUGAUUACGCACAGGCAAAGUGUGAGAUGGACAGGUAUCUCUCCCCUCAGCCUCUUCCACUUCCAAACCCUGCAGACAACCAGCAGAAGUCACUCAGAGACAGCUCGUCAGCAGUGGAUCAGUUCUUCACUGACGCUGGGGCUCCCUAUACCCUCAACAUGAAUCUUUAUCUCCCUGACGUCGGCUACCUGAGGAUGGGCUUGUGCCAGCAGGUGCGGUCCCCUCAACACCAGAACCACCCGAGUCUCACUCACAUUAAAACAGAAUCUCCCUCCUCGUGUUUUUCCUCUAACCUGCAGCCCCACUGCCCCGGCACUACGCCCACAAGUAGCUGCAGCACAUCCGGCCACGGCCCUGGCAGUAUGGCCAUGGAAAACUCCGCCACAAACAUGACAUUAACUGGGUUACCAGAAUUCACCAGUGUUUUCAAUCAGCUGGGAGGCAGCCGCGGUGGCGAUUCACUGCCAGAAGUGUAUGUCAAACAGGAAAUGUCACCACAGUUUGAGCAGCACGCUCUCCACCACCACCAUGACAACAGCGGCUCGCUGUUUCAGCUCCUAAACUCUGGCUUGGAUCAUCGCCAUAGCAAUGGCAUGGAGGCUCAGCAUCAUCAUCACCAUCAGCAGCAGCAGCAGCAACCGAUCCAACACACUACCACGAUGCACACACCUUUUCAUGAUUUGCCAGUAGCUACUUCUGCUUCUCAACAAGAGCAAACUGUCAAGCCUGCCUACCGCUGUCUAGGUGGUGGGGUAUACACACAUCCUCAUUCUCAGGCACAUCCCCAAUUCCUCCAGCAGCAGGUGCCCUACCUGCCACCCUCUCCGCCAAACUCAGAGCCCGGCAGCCCUGACAGGCAGAAGGAGCUGCUCCACAACAUGUCACCUCCUCCGUCGUAUGCUGCCACCAUCGCCUCCAAGCUUGCAGGUAGCACACCCGGACUUGGACCUGGCCCGGGACCAGGUGGCUUAGCUCUGCCCCACCCUACAGGCCCCACACCAGUCCCAGGCCCAGCCACAGUCCUUCCUCAAGCCCACACGACAACACCAACCCCAAAUCCAGCACAGAACGCGGUGGCUGUCCGCUACAACCGAAGGAACAACCCCGACUUAGAGAAACGACGGAUCCACCACUGUGAUUACCCAGGCUGCAAGAAGGUCUACACCAAGUCGUCCCAUUUGAAAGCACACCUCAGGACUCACACUGGCGAGAAGCCGUACAGGUGUACGUGGGACAGCUGCGACUGGCGUUUUGCUCGUUCGGAUGAGCUGACGCGUCACUACAGGAAACACACGGGCGCCAAACCCUUCCAGUGUGGCGUCUGCUCACGCUCCUUCUCCCGAUCGGAUCACCUUGCCCUGCACAUGAAGAGACACCAGAACUAGCAACGUUUUGCACACAUGCUCAAACAUACAAGCAUCUUGACAAAACAUAAAGCAUUCACUCCGUGUCCCGCAGCUACAUGAGCUGCCUGAUGCAGAGUGACUUUCAAUGACAUCACAGCUCUUUCUGGUGCUGCUGUCGUGGGCUAAAACACUUCAAUAGCCUAACAAACAGGUUGCUCUUAACGCCAAGUGGAACAAUUUGGAGGUUUUAAAGUAGGAAGAUGGUGGCCAGAUGAUCUUCUGGUCCCUUAACCACCAGAUACACAUAUUAUAGAUGUGUUUGGGCAAAUGAAAAGAUGAGAUGGGGUGUGACUGGAAUGAAUUAAAACAGCAUCUUUUUUUGUCUUUAUUGUAACAUAGAACUGGCUUAAUUUUCUUUUAUAAAAGAGAAGCUUUUGUUCGCAAAACUAGUCAAGCCAAAUCUUUGUUUACUCAUUGAUUUGUUAGUUUCUCUCUAGAACUGGAAUGUCCAGGUUUGUAUUCUUUACCAAAUCCUUAGAUUUGCACUAGAAUUGGUAAUCUAAGCCUCAGCCUUUUUGGCCCAAGUAUCUCAUUCACCACUGGAACGAUCAUUAUCACUACUGGACUACAUCUCUGUGUGCACCACACAAAUCAUUGCUGUUCAGAUAUUAAAAAUUGAAGGCAUUUGUACUCUGGAGAGAGGGAAGAGAGAGCAGGGAAAAAGUGAGAGUGUGGGGGUGGAGAUGGAGAUGGAGAGAAAGACCGAGAGGGAGAAAUUUUUGAUUUUAGAGAGAGGAGAUUGGAAGACGAUUGAGAAACAGAGGGAGGUGGAUGGAUGCUAAAGAGCAGCAAUUAGAUGAUGAAUUAUUCAGGUCGUCUUUUGAUGGAUUUCCAACCAGAGAAAUGUAAGCAGAACCCAUAGACGUGUUCUAGGACUCAUUCAGUUAAUACAGAAUCGACAGUAUUUGAUGCACAAACUUGAAUGUGCACUGAAGUGUCUUCAAAAUGCAGCAUGCUAUUAGUGUAGAUCAGUCUCACCCAGCGUUUUACUUCUGUUAAUUGUUUUAACCAAAGCAUCAUGUCCAACACAUCGCCAACACCUUAUUAAGUGCCUCUUUCUCUCAUUUAUGUGUUUUUGUUCUCUAGUAGCAGAGCUGUGAUGAGUGUAGUCAAUCAUUUUAAAAACAUGGUGCUUUUUAAGAAAAGAAAAACUAAAUCUGUUAAAUCUCUAGGUUUAGCUUUGAAAAGGUAAAUCUCUUGAAUUAUAUGGUAGCCACCCUUGUGGUAAUGUAACAGCACAGAUCUGGCCACUUCGCGGACAUCCUGGGAUGCUCUGGCUCUACGGAGCUAUCUUGGCUCUAACUACUCAUGGACACGUUUUGUUAAAGGACGGGUUCACUUUGUUUUUUUUGUUUUUUAAAAUUUAUUAUUAACUUGUUGAAACUUUGGUUCAGCUUCUAAAGUUGAAGAUUAGUUUCUUUUCCCCCCACAGAAUAUUGAAUUUGCCCAAUUGCUUGCAUUGAAAUCGCUCCCCAAAGGGAUCUCGUCAAUCACCAACUCUUUUAAUGUACAUAUGGAUAUGGAGUAUUGUUUAAAACAAAAAAAAAGCAUAACAAAAAAGUGUGAACCUAUCCUUUAAUGUACGCCUGAAUGUCCAUUUGAUGGGGAGAUUUAGCCUGCACUUAUAACUGUAUUUGUUCAUUCACUGCAGGUAGCAUAUCGAUAAUAUAGCACUGUAAUGUAUAAUGGUAAAUCUGACUAUUUAUUUGAUUGUGUAGAAGCAGGGGUUGUAUCUGAUCAACCGUCUUUUUUUUCCCCAGCAAAAAUGCCUUAAUGUAAAUAUAUGCACUGUAAAUACAUUUUUUUUGUUCGUUUUCCUCUUUUGUUAUUUUUUUGUAAACAACAGGGCAAACAGAGGAAAAAUGCCCCGCAUCCAAAAAUAUUUGAGCCUUUUUUCUUUGUUUUUUUCUUCUUGUCAAACCUAUUUUGAUGCCAUUGUUUUAUAUAUUGUCCUUCCAGCAACUUAUUUUAUAGAUGCUUUUUUUUUUUUCUUCCAUGGUUAAACGUUCCAAAGACAAAAGUUGUUUUUCUUCAACUGAGUGAAGCUGAUGCUAAUAAAGUCAACUGACACUUUUACAGA